Molecule: messenger RNA, 1227 nt
Organism: Coffea arabica (coffee)
Lineage: Eukaryota; Viridiplantae; Streptophyta; Magnoliopsida; Gentianales; Rubiaceae
Molecular function (GO): nucleic acid binding
Source: RefSeq, a predicted model, not a curated record
AUGAACAAGAACCUACGACAGACCGAUCAGCCUCUACGACAGAUACUCACCAAGCCCGAGGUCUCGAGCAGGAUGACCAAAUGGGCCGUUGAGCUGGCCGAGCACGACAUCGGCUAUCGGUCCCGUACUGCCAUUAAGGCUCAGGCCUUGGCAGACUUCCUCGUUGAGGGGGCUAGCUUGGCCAUGACUGGGCAGGACUCUCCGCCCAGUGGGGCGCGGUCGGGAGAGCCUUGGAUUCUAUUCGUGGACGGGGCCUCCAGCAAGGAAGGGAGCGGAGCUGGCCUACUGCUCAUCUCGCCUACCGGGGAGGAGCUGACCUACGCUCUCCGAUUUGACUUCCCCGCAUCCAACACUGAGGCCGGGCUUGCGGAUAGCCCACCAGAUGGGUAUAACCGCGGUCAAAGUCAGGAGCGAUCCCAGCUCGUCGUCCUCCAAGUUCGCGGGGAAUACGAAGCCAAGGAGGAUGUCAUGAAGAAAUACCUGGCCAAGGUACGGGAGGUAAUAGCCCUGUUCGACAUUUUUGAAAUCGAGCGGGUGCCGAUAUCCCAGAACAAGCGCGCGGACGCCCUGUCAAAGCUGGCGUCCUCAUCAUUUGCCCACCUGAGCAAGGAAGUCUUGGUAGAGGUGGUCAAGCAAAAGAGCAUUGAUCAGGUCCAGGUUUUGGCCAUAGACAGCUCGGCCACCUGGAUGACCUCCCUGAUGAACUUCCUCAACUCGGGUGUCCUGCCCGGAGACAAAACGGAGGCUUACCGACUCCAGUUCAGAGCUGCUAAGUACGCCUACGCUGGAGGGACCCUCUACCGGAGGUCGUAUCUGUCCCCCUGGCUAAAGUGCAUGACUCCAGAGGAGGGCGACUACGUCCUUCGUGAAGUUCACGAGGGCUUAUGUGCGGCCCAUGUGGGGUCCCGAGUACUAGCCAAAAAGUGCCUUCUCCUGGGCUACUAUUGGCCCUCAGUGUUCCAAGAUGCCGCGGCCCUGGUUCAGAAGUGCCGAGCUUGCCAGGUGCACGCCCCACUGUGCCACCAGCCAGCCCGGAAAAUGGUACCCAUCCAUAGCCCCUGGCCCUUCGCCCAGUGGGGGAUAGAUCUCCUGGAUCCUUUCCCUCGAGCCCCGGGGAGAUACGAGUAUCUCGAGGUAGCCAUCGACUACUUCACGAAAUGGAUGGAAGCGGAGCCUCUGGCCACUAUCUCUGGGAGGCAAUUCAGAAUUUCUUCUGGAGAAACAUAG